Molecule: messenger RNA, 3197 nt
Organism: Nothobranchius furzeri (turquoise killifish)
Lineage: Eukaryota; Metazoa; Chordata; Actinopteri; Cyprinodontiformes; Nothobranchiidae
Product: G-protein coupled receptor 22
Biological process (GO): cellular response to hormone stimulus; G protein-coupled receptor signaling pathway
Cellular component (GO): plasma membrane
Molecular function (GO): peptide binding; G protein-coupled receptor activity
Source: RefSeq, a predicted model, not a curated record
UUUAAAACAGCACUCAGUCAUUUUGCGUUUCAGCUGUUGGUUCCUCAUUAAUGAGCUCUGAAUGGCUGCAAAGCCCCUCCACCCCCUCAUCCAUCAGCCAGCCAGUUAAAGUCGUUCUGAUAGCAGGCACUACUGUGGGUUCUGCAGAAGCAGGAGGUCUGUGCACGAUGCAGCAGUGUGCCCGUCCCACUGGGCUGUCGGAGCUCCGGUGAGUUCUGCUGCUUCACACCACAGCACUGAAGGGAACCCAGCGCCUCAUCUGCAGAGCUGAGCGCGCUGUCCGGACUCAAGAGCUCUGCCAGGAAGCUGUGUUUCACUGCUGCAUCAUGGAGGCCCAGACUGGUGCAUCAUGGGAACUAAUCAGUGGUGUGACAGACACAAUAUACUGAAGGGACAUCAUGGAGAUGAGCACCUCUAGCCCAACCACCACUGACUGGGUAGGCACUGGUCCAGCUGGCCUGGAUGGCAUGGAGGUCUAUCAGGAGCACGGAGGAGGAGAAGGUGGAGGUGCCCCGUCCGUUGGUCCGGUCUCCUGGUACAUGCCAUACUCUCUGAGCUUCCAGGUGUCGCUCACCGCCUUCCUCAUGCUAGAGCUGGUGUUGGGUUUCAGCAGCAACCUGACUGUGCUGGUGCUCUACUGUUCCCAGUCCAAUCUGGUGGACUCAGUGAGCAACAUGGUGACGGUGAACCUGCACGUGCUGGAUGUGGCGGUGUGUGUGCUUUGUGUGCCCCUCACCCUGGUGGUUGUUCUUUUGCCGCCAGGACCAAACCUGGCCUUGCUUUGCUGCUUCCACGAGGCGUGUGUUACAUUUGCGAGCAUCGCCACGGCCAUCAACAUCCUGGUGAUCAGCUUGGAUCGAUACGACAUCUCAGUACGACCGGCUAACAGGCUGCUGACGACACGCAGGGCAGCGCUGCUCCUAGCUGGUGUCUGGAUCACUUCGGUCGCUGUGUUUUUCAUGCCCUUCUUAGAGGUGCAGUGGUCUGGUUCUGAGGAAACGGAGAAAAAGAGGCAGGAUGCCUCGGCAUCUUCAUCCUCGUAUGGUUUUAGCAGCACGACAGUCCCAGCGUGGCCUAACAGGACUCUCCUUUGUGUUGGCGGUCAGGGCUAUCGCACAGGCCUGGGAAUGUAUUACCAUCUCAUCCUGCAGGUGCCCAUCUUCUUCACCACUGUGGCAGUCAUGUUGUUUACCUACUCCAGAAUACUGAGGGCUUUAAACAUCCGUAUUGGCUCCCACAUGAGGAAGAGUCAGAGGCUCAGGGGCCGACACAAGAAACAGAAGAAGAGGAAGACGGGGUUUAGGAUGAAUGAUGGGGAGGAGGCAGGAGAAUCGUGCGCUGGAGAUGGAACGAAACAGCUCAGCCAUCCUCCCCUCAUCCCAUCCCCAACUCCCACUCCAACAGCUACCUCACCCCCUGCCUUGUCCUCUGCCGCUCCACUUGUCACCUCUGACAUGGGGGCUGCUGCUCCCCUGCCGGCCACCGUGGGCGUCCAGGCCUCCGUGUCGGCAAUUAUAGCUCUGCGCCGGGCUGUUCGACGCCACCGUGAUCGACGGGAGCGCCAGAGGCGGGUUUUCAAGAUGUCCCUCAUCAUCAUCACAACCUUUCUGGGAUGCUGGGCUCCCCUCUCUGUGACCAACAUGCUAAUCCUGGGCAUUGGUCCCAGCGACGUCCUGGUCAGCUUGCGCCUCUGGUUCUUAGCCCUGGCGUACGGCACCACUGUUUCACACCCCUUGCUGUAUGCGUUUACGCGUCAGAAAUUACGCCGUGCCCUUCGUGCAAAAGUUAAAAAAAGAGUGGUGUCCCUGCUCCAGGUAGAUCCUUCACCAGGUGGCACGGUGAUACACAACUCCUGGGUGGAGAACAGAAAAACCAGCCGACAGCUGCGGCUGGAAGCUAGAGAAGGUGCUGACCGCCGCCUGGCAGAGGCCCUGUGAGACUUAGGAUAAUUAAAAACCAGAAAAGAGCCACAGGUGUGCGCUAUAAUGAAACCCACUGAUGUGAGAAGCCAGUGUAAGAAAAGAACAAAAUGCAUUUUUACCUCUGGGAGAUGUUUCAAUACAAACACCAGCACAGCUACCUUCACCUCAGGCGAUAUUUACAGCAGGACGCUGCCGUCACCGUGGUGCACGCUGCUUCCGCAGCCGAAGAGAAUCAUUCAACAAACAAGCGGGGGACACACGACCUGUUCUCUGUCAAAGGCUGAGGUCUAUUUACAUUCAGAGAUGUCCUUAUGUAACUGUCCCAAAGAAUGUGUUUAUCCAGACCAGGAGACAUAAUCUGCCUCCCACUCAAAAGAUCGAAAGCAGCAUUUCAAAACAACAUUCAUUCAUUUCACAUACAUAUUCUUGAAUGUGUUGAAUAUUAAUCCUGCUUUUAGUUUUUUUGAAAUAGCUCAGUGUUUAAUUCUGAAGGAGAGGAAACCUGAGAGCUUAGCGACUGCUUCACGCAAAACUUUACAGGGAAGGAGAAGUAUCAUGUGUAGAGUGUGAUUUUAGCUCGUGUAGUCAUUAGGAAGUCAAAUGUUGUGUUUAAAUGAGAUUUCGCAACAAUUGUUGAUAACAUGCAACCUUUAUUUCUUCCUAGUUUUAUAAAAAUAUGGUGUAACAUCUUGUUUGGUAUUGCAGAGUAGCUGAUUGGUCUUCCUCCACCAUUCGUUUUAUUUUUGUAAGCUAACCUACAGCGAUUUACUGUAGAUUAAGUGUAAACAUAUAAAUCCUUUGAUCUCUGAUAUUGAAAUAAAAACGAAACCUAAAUAGUGUCAAAUAUGCUGAACUGUGGAGCUCGAUCAACAUGUUGAUGUGUGACGACGAAAAACCGGAUAUUUGCAGAGCAGAUGAGGUGUUAAGUGUUUUUAUUUUUUUUUUGCAUGCUAAAGGCAUGUGCUGAUUUCGUAGAGAACAUUUUGUAAAUACUAGAUUGUAAUUAGUUUUAUGUGAAAUCUACAAUCAAAGACGCUUUUGCAAAUGAGAGAAAACAUUCACACCCUUUUAUGGGAUCAGUGAUGUGAUGUUUCUGGUCAGCUCGUUUUUGGAAAAUAUUUACAGCAAAAAAAAAAAAAAAAAAUCCAAAUAGUAACCAUUACAUCAAUCAGGUAAUCAAUGAUUGAUUCAUGAAAUAUGUGUGUGCUAUUGAUAGCCUCACUCUAGGGGCAUGUGAUUUUCACCUGAGAUGAUCAAGUUUUUAAAUGUAAAAAA